This is a messenger RNA of Thyridium curvatum, 5688 nucleotides long. RefSeq lists its product as uncharacterized. The transcript has 3 exons. Bases 1 to 5688 code for a protein of 1895 amino acids. Gene Ontology annotation, cellular component: cytoplasm. The record is from RefSeq and is a predicted model, not a curated record. NCBI's taxonomy places the organism in Eukaryota, Fungi, Ascomycota, Sordariomycetes, Thyridiales, Thyridiaceae. Gene Ontology annotation, molecular function: protein binding.
AUGGCUGGCAAUGCACUUCUUCUCGCUCUGGGUAUUGAUGACGAGUUACUGGCUCGGUCUGUGGUCGAGUUCCUACUAGCCCACUGUGCACAGCCUGAACACAACCAGCCCGGGUUUUCGCCUCCCAAACUGGUCUUGGGACAGAAAGAGAACGGUGAUGCCGAAGACUUUUUGAUAAACCCACUGCACCCAGCGAGCUUAGAGCAUUCCAAAAAGGAGAGAUGCCAGGAGAAUGAACCCCCAUCGUCCCCUCAAGCCUAUCAAGGCCACGAUCAGGUCGACGUUAGUAAUGAUCAAAGUGCAAGUGUAGCACAUGAUCAAGCUGGCGAAAAGAAGGCUCAAGAGUCUGCAUACAUCGACCAAGAGACGAAGGAUGGAGAGACCGCCCUAUAUAUCGCAAUCAAAGUGCGCUGCCAGCCGGUUGCAAAGUCUCUCAUCGGCCAUGGAGCUAAAGUCAGUACUGGGGGCAAGGAUGGCCAUUGUGCUUUCCUUCUGGCAGCAGAAAAAGGGUAUCACGAAGUACUUAAGGUACUACUGAUGGCGAGACGUGAGUCAAUUUCUCAAGACCAGCUAGAUAAGGCUCUGCUGUUGGCUGCUAGAGAAGGGCGCACUGAAGCAGCCGUUUUGCUCCAUGAGAACAAUGCCAAAUCUGGCAUCAAGGGGCGGGAAGCCAUGACAGCUUUACACUGGGCUAUCGAAAAUAAGAAUGAGCACCUUGCUGGGUUGCUUAUUGGCGCACUGAAGGACGGAAAUAUCGAUCCCGAAGACCAGAAUCAUAGGACACCGCUCAGCAUGGCAUCAGGAGCGGGCCUGAAGACUACAGUGGAUAAGCUUCUGGGAAAGGGAGCGGAUGCUCGCCAUCAAGAUGGACUUCGGCGCACCGCCUUACACUGGGCAGCUAUGGGCCACCAUGAUAAGAUUGUCGAGGGUUUGCUCAACGCAAAACAAUCGCCUGAUGUGAAUAAUGGAGACAACCAGGGCCGAACUGCGCUGCAUUGUGCAGCUUAUACCGGCGCAUCGAACGGAACCGAAACCAUAAGACUUCUACUUGAUGCUAAGGCGUAUCCUUACAGCAAAGAUACACACAAGCAAACACCGUUGAUUUUAGCGGCUCGGAAGGGGCAUUUAUCGGCGGUCAAAAAGUUGCUUGACACUCAAUGUGACUGGGAAGCACUCGAUGAAGACAAGAGGACGGCCCUCGAUUGGGCAGCAGCAGAGGGGUUUGAAAAGGUGGUUGCAGAACUACUUCUCAAGUUCAAUGAAGACUCGAAGAAAUCGGCCCUCGAUCACGCAGCGAAGAACGGACACUUCGCAAUUGUUGCCAUGCUAUUCAACAGUAUCAAGCAGAUCGCCAUCCGAAACUCUGCUAUGAACACCAUCUUAUUUGCUGCAGCUGCUACUACUAGACUCCCAGAAUCGCUCGACAGGCUGAUAAGCAGUGCGACUGAUGUUAACCCCAGAGAUGGUCUUCAACGGCGCACACCUCUCAUGCUAGCUGUGAAAAGUCGAAAUCGCCAGCUCAUAGACAAGCUUCUUGAUCUUAAGGCACAGACGGAUUUGCAAGACGCAGACGGAACAACAGCACUGAUGACUGCAACUAGAGUGCUGGACGAGCAGACCGUCCAGGCACUACUACUCGCCCACGCAAACCCGGAUCUCCAAGACAACCAAAAAUACACGGCUCUUCACUAUGCUGUAGAGACAGGCGAUAAUCCCUGUCUACAGCACCUUGUAAAGUACGGAAUUACCAGUGCAAACAUCUUGGAUUCCAAACGGCGAACUGCGUUGCACAUAGCUAUGGAAAACCUCGAAACUGGCGACGAACCAUCGUCUAGGCGAUACAGGCGGUACUGCCGCCUUUAUCCGGAUCUGGCACGUCAGAGGGACUUUUGGCAGUAUCUUCUUGCUCUUGGGCAUGACUGUCCUGACUCUGGGUUCUACACACUAGCUGAAAAGACGGAUCUGCACUUGAAGGAUGAAAGAAGCCAAACACCUUUGCACUUGGCUAUCCGCAAAGAUCAAAUCAACAUUGCGAUACUGUUCCUCCAGAGGUCAGAAAAGUACGAUAUGGACGUCGGAGAUACUUCUGGCAGAACACCCUUACUACUUGCAGCUGAAAAGGGCUCGGAUCUAAUGGUACUACUUUUGCUGGUCCACCAGUUCAAACACAACGUCCAAGAUAAAGCAGAUCGAACCGCUUUACUAUUGACAGCGGAAAGAGGUGCUUUAGAUUCAGUCAUUGCGCUUCUAGAUGCAAAGGCAGAUCCAAACAUACCCGAUUCUAGAGGACGUACUCCUUUGUCGGUCGCGUCACAGAACGGGCACGAGGAGGUGGUGAGCACGCUGAUUAAACGUGCGGAGGACUUGACUCUCGAUUCUCGGGAUUGGAUGGGCCGGACGGCACUGAUGCUUGCAGCCGAGAAUGGCCACAAACCUAUUGUGGACCUGCUUUUGGGUCACAAGGCGAACACAACUAUUACGGAUUACAAUGGGAAGAAAGCUUGGGAAAAGGCAAUGGAAAAAGGCCAUGCUGACGUGGUUCGACUUCUAUUGUCAGAACCCGACGCGCCCGUUCAGGACAGGAAAUCUGUCAAUGACGCAUUACUCUUAGCCUCUCGGCGAGGCUGCGUCGAACUCGUGGGUGUUCUCCUCGAACAGGGUGCGAACGCCACUUUUCAGAACGACAAGCGUUGGACAGCGUUGCAUCUGGCAGCCAUGAAUGGUCAUCACAAAGUGGUGGAGAUCCUGAUUAAAAAAGGUACGGAUAUCUCCCUCAAAGACGGCACAAAUCGCACCGCUUUAAUGCGAGCUACCGAGUAUGGGUUCGAGUCGAUUGUAUCUCUUCUUCUCGAAAACAAGGAUGACAAGAAUGAAAUCGACGAGUGGAUGGGUCGAGAAGCUCUACUAUUCGCCGCCGAAAGGGGUUAUGCUGGUAUUGUCGACCUACUGAUCAAGAAUGAGAUUGAUCAUAACCAUACGGAUUCGACUGGGAGGACUGCGAUGUCACUGGCCGCCAUGAAUGGCAAUAGUGCCAUAGUCCAAACACUGUUGGAAGCAAAGGCAGACUCAGCCAUCAAGGAUAAGCACGAUAGAACUGCUCUACACUUUGCAGCUUGGGGCGGUCAUAGUGACGUGGUGGAAGUAUUACUCGAACAUGGCGCAGACGUCAGUGCCUCUGACAAAAGCGGACAGUUGCCUCUACAUCCAGCGGCAGAGCGUGCCUCAGAGCGAGUUAUCAAACAGAUCGUUGGCAAAGGAGCCAACAUUAAUGCCAAGUCGAGGAAUGAUGGCCAGACUGCGCUACACCGCGCGGCCUGGGGAGGCUCUUUGGAAAUUGUCAAGCUCUUGCGAGAGUGUGGCGCCGACUCAUUCAUCCGUGAUGAUCAAAGCAAGAAACCGUGGCAGGUUGCUGCAGAGAAAGGCCACGAGAGCAUAGUGGAAGCACUCCUGAAGGACGAAGAGAGCGUGUCAGAAGAAAAGAUUCUAAGGAAGAAGGCGCUGAUCUUUGCGGGCGAGAUGGGAUGUCCCAUCAUUGCACAGGCGCUGAUAGAAAAAGGGGCAGAUCCCAGCGUGAAGGAUGGGAAGGGACGUACGGCGUUGCACUGGGCGGCAAAACGCGGAAAUGGAGCACUUGUUGACCUUCUCGUGAAGAGAGAUGAGAGUUUGCUAAACGUUCUCGAUCCUGACCGCCAAACAGCCCUGUGCCUCGCCGUGCUUGAAGGCAACGCGGUGGUAGUCGAAAAGCUUCUUCACCAUGGCGCCGAUGCCAACAUCCAAGGAGAAAACAAGCAAACAGUGCUGCAUCAGGCCGCCAAGAUGGGGAAUUGGGAAAUUGUGCAAGUCUUAGUCAAGCACGGGGCAGACCCCCACGCCCGUGAUUGCGACAAGAAAAAGGCUUGGGAGCUCGCUGCGAAGGAAGGAUAUCACCAGAUCGUCCGCCACUUGCUGGAAAAGGAAGUUGAUUACUUGCUGGGAAAGGAGGUUGAUCUGAAGCUCCAUCAUAAGAAAAAAGAGGAGUUCUUCUUGCAGAUGGUGGAGCAAGGUUCACUUCCUAUGGUCCAGUUACUCCUGGAUAAAGGUGUGGACGUGAAUGCUAGGGAUCGACAUGGAAAGGCAGCCAUUGGCCUGGCUGUGGAAAAUCGUAAAGAUGAUGUCCUGAGGCUACUUCUCUCCAAAGGAGCGGACCCAAAUCUCACAGAUUCCAAAAAGCGAACACCGCUCCUGUGGGCUGCGAAGACUGGAAACACGAAGGCUAUCAGCCUGCUUCUGGAGCAGGACUACACAGGAAUCAAUCAUAGCGAAGAAGAAGGAGAAGUCGAGAAAACAGCGGAGGAAGCAGGGGAGCAAGAGGGCGGAGAGGAGGGCGGAGAGGAGCACGGAGAGGAGCAGGGGGGGGGGCAUGGAGAGGAGGACGGAGAGGGGCCCUCGGCUACAAAGGAGGACGAAAUUGACCAAAGCUCCAGCGAUGAAACUAAAACGGAAGAUGAUGAAGGGCUUUGGAAGGGGGGGGGUCCGGGCGUCCCUCCUGGGUGCAGGGACCCUCUAGAACAAGGAAGCGACGGCCACAGGGAAGAGCAAACUCACGGCGACGACAGACCUAGUAUGAAUCUUGACGCUUCUCUCACAAGUAAAGACGGGGAAGGAGAACCUUCCAAAAGCAAAGCCAGUCUGGGAUCAAAAGGAACAAACGGCCGAGACACCAAUGACGGCACCAGCUCCGGUCUGAACAACGCGGGUCAGGAUAGCGAAAAUGAAGGCCGAGAACGCAACGAAGCCGGAGAUAUCCGAACAGACGAUGAACACCACAACACAGAUGUCUCCGAAGAGCAAGUUGUUCAAAGUAGCGACGAUGGAGCACCUAGUAGUAGGGACGGCGAGGAGGGAGGCUUGCGCGAAGCUGAUGAAAGCGAUGAAGAUCCACCCAUCGAGGCAGGCUCAGUGAACAAUGAAGCCAUAGAGUCGACAGUGAAGCGUACUUUCAGAUACGAACUGGUCAAUAGCUGCGACUACAAAGGUCGGACAGCAUUGUUGAUUGCCAUCGGAAACAAACAGGAUAAUGCUGCGAGGAUCUUGCUCAGCAAAGGUGCCCCAGAUAUCGAUGUCAACCUCCACGACGAAUUGAAGAGAGCACCUUUACAUCUGGCAGCAGAAAGAGGUAAUCGAUUACUGGUCCAGAGUUUACUGGAAGCGGGGGCAAACAGAUAUCAUGAAGACCAACUCGGACAGACAGCACUGUUCCCAGCCGUGGAAAGCGGAAAGAUGGACAUUGUCAAUCUUCUAGUCGGGGAUGGGAACUCUGAAGAUCUUAUCAAUACCUGCGACAAGCAGAACCAAACUGUCCUCCACGUGGCUACCGACCAAGGGAACAUCGCGAUACUUCAGAAACUGCUUGACAGUGGAGCGAAUCCCAAUCGGAAAGACAAGCUUGGUCGUACAGCGCUGCUCAUUGCUACGGAGAACGGUGAAAAGGAUAUGGUUCAUGUUUUACUCGGAAAGAAUGCAGAUGUGAAUACCGAGAUGCUUCGGCAGGCGGUUGCGAAUGGUGACAAGGAAGUGGUGGAAACACUCUUUGGUCAACUCAAAACACACCUGUCCACGAAAGAUCUGCAGAGUUUAUUGGAUCUGGCGCGUAAGAGUGGGAACAAAGAGGUCACAUUUAUGGUCGCGCAAAAGCUCGAUCUCUCGUGA